Synchiropus splendidus (mandarinfish) is the source of this 2025-nucleotide messenger RNA. Its product is annotated as dual specificity protein kinase CLK4-like. Lineage: Eukaryota; Metazoa; Chordata; Actinopteri; Syngnathiformes; Callionymidae. Gene Ontology annotation, biological process: regulation of RNA splicing; protein phosphorylation. The record is from RefSeq and is a predicted model, not a curated record. Gene Ontology annotation, cellular component: nucleus. Gene Ontology annotation, molecular function: ATP binding; protein tyrosine kinase activity.
UACGGUUCGGACGAUUGCGUCAUUCAGAACGUUCUCUCGCAUUCCAGGGAAGCACGCCAUCUUGAAAGAAGGCAGUCGGACUCGGUCGGUAUUUUACGCUUUCAGUAUUAAAGUGUAAAUCAUCUUUGGCGUACUAAAAUCCUCAACAAGAUGCGUCAAUCCAGGCGGUCACGUUCUCCAGGUGUUUGGUUGGAUGAGUACAGUUGGGAAGAGAGAAUGGAGUACCGCAAGAGGAAGAGAAGGGAUUCUUAUAGCAGUGAACGGGAAAACAAAUACAGAAGACAUCAUCAACACCACAAGACCAAUGACAUGCUGUUUCUGGAGAGCCACAACAUGAACAGGUGUACCAGGGACCGCAGCUUUGAUAUGGCCUAUGAGGCAGAAGUGCCCUGCAAAGGACGAGAUCUUGAUUGGCACCAUUACAGCAAGUCUUCUGGCCGCAGUGGUAGAAGCGGUCGCAGCCGGAGAAGCAGGCACAGGGAUAGACGGCACCGCCGAAGCCGCUCUCGCCACAGGUCGCCCUCGACGAGGAGCCAUCGGCGCCGGAGCAGAAAAAGAUCCAGGAGUGUUGAGGAUGAUGACGAGGGUCACCUCAUCUAUCACAGUGGAGACAUGCUGAAAGCGAGAUAUGAAAUUCUCAGUACUCUAGGAGAGGGGGCCUUUGGGAAGGUCGUCGAAUGUAUUGAUUAUGCUAAUGACAAAGCUCGAGUGGCUCUGAAGAUCAUUAAAAACAUUGAUCGCUACCGUGAGGCAGCGAUGUCUGAAGUGGAGGUGCUGACGCAGCUGAAGUCUUUUGAUAGCCGCAGGAGAUAUGCUUGUGUUCAGAUGCUCGACUGGUUUGAAUAUCACGGCCAUGUUUGCAUUGCCUUCGAGCUGCUUGGCCUCAGCACCUAUGACUUUCUCAAGGAGAACAACUUCCUGCCGUUCUCCACUGACCACAUCAGACACAUGGCCUACCAGAUCAUCCAGGCAGUUCGAUUUCUGCAUGAAAACAAACUGACUCACACUGACCUCAAGCCGGAGAAUAUUCUGUUCAUCGACUCAGAAUAUGACAUGGAGUACAAUCCAGAGAAGAGACGAGACGAGCGAACCUUGAGGAAUCCUGAUGUGAAGAUAGUUGACUUUGGAAACGCCACGUAUGACCAUGAACACCACACCUCAGUGGUUUCUACUCGUCACUAUCGUGCUCCGGAGGUCAUUCUAGAUCUUGGCUGGGAUCAUGCCUGUGAUGUCUGGAGUAUCGGGUGCAUCCUCAUCGAGUACUAUCUUGGCUCCACCCUUUUCCAGACUCAUGACAGCAAAGAACACCUCGCCAUGAUGGAGAGAGUUUUGGGCCCGAUUCCCUCUCACCUGCUGCAGAAAUCGAGGAAACAGCGGUACGUUCACAGAAACAAACUGGACUGGGACCCCCAGAGUUCUGCUGGACGAUACGUCAGGAAACACUGCAAGCCGCUGAAGAAUUAUCUGAGGUCUAAAGGCCAGGACCACCAGCAGCUGUUCGACCUCAUCGGGCGGAUGAUGGAGUACGACCCGGCCAAGCGUCUGCGUCUGGACGAAGCGCUGCAUCACCCCUUCUUCUCCCUACCACCACAGCAGUCGGCGAAGCAGUUCCUGCUGAAAGACCUCCAGAGUGGCGACGUGCGACAUUGUUCAUGUGCAGCUUCUGCUGCAGGACUCUCUGGGAGAGUUGCUGAUGAUGAGACUGUAUCAGUCCACUGCCCUGAUGUUCUGUGUGUGACCCUGGCAGGCCUGUCUCUUCUCACUUUAAGUUGAAAACCUUUUUUGUCUGGGUCACGUUUGAGGGAUUUCACCCAAAUAUUUAUUGGUUACAGCCAACUGUAACGGUAAACAUCUGGAUUCUUUUAAUGUGUGGGAUGUGUCCUCUUGUUUUUUUUUCUAGGUGAGGUGAAAUCAUGAGAUAUUGUGCUUCAGACAUCAGGCUGAGAAUGUUGUACAUAAUUUUCUAUUUUUCGUGCCACUGUGUUUUCAUGAAGUCCGUUUUUCCCCAAUAAAGACUUGACUGUU